AUGAUUAAGAAUUUCAAUAGAAGGGACACUGGUAUUCGAAGAUAUUAUUGUGUUGUAGUUAUUUCCAAAGAAAAUGAUGGCGGUGAGGUCGAAAACAAGAGAUCAGAGUUACCCAAACAAAUUCAAUCCCAGCACUUCACUUUGGUUGGUAAAAUCACAGCAAUCAAAUCUGGUUAUGUUCCACAAAUGAACAAUAGUUUAAAAAGAGUGAGUGUUGAAUUUCCUGCCUCUGUUGGUGAUGUAUUUAUUAACAAUUCUGGUUUCUUAAAAAUCUGGAAAUUUUCUGCAGCUCUUUGUGUUUUAAUUAGUUCGCGUAUGACUUGUUGUCUAUGA
Molecule: messenger RNA, 333 nt
Organism: Dictyostelium discoideum AX4
Lineage: Eukaryota; Evosea; Eumycetozoa; Dictyosteliales; Dictyosteliaceae
Exons: 3
Coding region: 1-333 (110 amino acids)
Source: RefSeq, a predicted model, not a curated record